AUGGAUAGUACGAUCAUCAAUGGCAGUGGCAGCCCCCAAGUCAUGCAGUGCCAGGGUAUGGUUCUGGAGGAAGUUGUUCAGGUGACUGUCCUGGGAACCCCUGCAGAAGAAGAAGGUGGUGGCAAAAUUGACUUAAUUGAAGCAGGGGCUUUUAAAAACCUUGAUGUUGUUUUUAUGGCCCAUCCAUCCCAAGAGAAUGCUGCUUAUCUCCCUGAUGUGGCUGAACACGAUGUGACUGUGAAAUACUAUGGGAAAGCAUCUCACGCUGCUGCGUAUCCCUGGGAGGGAGUAAAUGCAUUAGAUGCUGCUGUUCUCGCCUACAACAACCUGUCUGUGUUAAGACAGCAAAUGAAACCAACCUGGAGAGUUCAUGGUAUAAUAAAAAAUGGUGGUGUAAAACCCAAUAUCAUUCCCUCUUAUUCUGAAUUAAUCUAUUACUUCCGUGCACCCUCAAUGAAAGAACUUCCAGUUUUGACCAAAAAGGCAGAAGAUUGCUUCAGAGCUGCAGCUUGUGCUACUGGGUGCACAGUAGAAAUUAAAGGUGAAGCACAUGAUUAUUACAAUGUCCUUCCCAAUAAGAGCCUACGGAAAGCUUAUAUUGAAAACGGGGAAAAGCUGGGAAUAGAAUUCAUUUCAGAAGAGGAUGCAGUGUUGAAUGGAUCUUCAGGAUCUACUGAUUUUGGAAAUGUUAGUUUUGUGGUUCCUGGAAUUCAUCCAUAUUUUUACAUUGGAUCUGACGCCUUGAAUCAUACAGAACAAUACACUGAAGCUGCAGGAUCACAAGAAGCCCAAUUCUAUACUUUGCGUACAGCCAAAGCUCUGGCAAUGACUGCGUUGGAUGUUAUUUUUAAACCAGAGUUGCUAGAAAGAAUCAGAGAGGACUUUAGAUGGAAACUUCAAGAAGAAGAGUUUUUAAAUAGAGUAGAAUAAAAGGAAGAUUGAGGAGAAGUGAUGAUUUCUUUUCUUCAUUUUUUAAUGAAGGAGGAGGGCAUGUUUGUUUUUCAAUCUUAAAGGAAUCAGAUUUCUCUUCCUGAAAAGUGAGGACAUAGUGUUGAGAAAACACAUGAACUCUUAGCUAAAAUUAAAAUGUUCACAAAUCUA
Molecule: messenger RNA, 1101 nt
Organism: Myotis lucifugus (little brown bat)
Lineage: Eukaryota; Metazoa; Chordata; Mammalia; Chiroptera; Vespertilionidae
Gene: PM20D2
Product: peptidase M20 domain containing 2
Exons: 8
Coding region: 1-930 (309 amino acids)
Molecular function (GO): dipeptidase activity
Source: RefSeq, a predicted model, not a curated record